This is a messenger RNA of Antechinus flavipes (yellow-footed antechinus), 3110 nucleotides long. RefSeq names its product family with sequence similarity 178 member B (gene FAM178B). The coding region runs from base 462 to 2738 and encodes 758 amino acids. The transcript has 17 exons. The record is from RefSeq and is a predicted model, not a curated record. Lineage: Eukaryota; Metazoa; Chordata; Mammalia; Dasyuromorphia; Dasyuridae.
CAAAAGGUGAAAAUCAUGAGAGGAAAAAAAACAGAAAAAGGGGGAUGGAGAAAGUGAACAUAGCACGGUUGAUUUAUAUUCGGUCUCCACAGUUCUCUCUCUGGAUGCAGAUGACAUUUUCUUUCCAGAGUUAUUGGGAUUGCUUUGGCUCACUGAACCACUGAGAAGAACCAAGUCUUUCAUAGUUGAUUAUGACAUAAUCUUGCUAUUACUGUGUACAAUGUAUUCCUCGUUCUACUUGUUUCUCUCAGCAUCAGUUCGUGUAAAUCUUUCCAGGCCAUUCUAAAAUCAGCUUGUUUAUUAUUCAUCAUUUCUUACAGCACGUUUAUAUUCUCUUAUAUUGAUGAUCCAUACCUGCCCUGCUACCCAUGCAUCUGAGACUGGCAAGAUAUCUUGAGUUCGGGAAGUUCUGAGGUAUAAUAGGCUAAGCCUCAUUGGAUGUCUGCACUAAGUCAAUCAAUAUGGAUAAAACCAGUAGGGGUUCAAGAACACUUAGAUGUAGGAAGAUCAGGAUGGCUACUCCUCACCAUGAAGCUUCCCAGUCAAAUCUCAGAAUUCCAUUUAGUCAAUUGCCUGAUGAGCAUGAAUUCUAUGGUGGCUCACUGACACAGUGCCCUUUCCAAAGUUCUUGGGGUCAGGACAAUCCACUUUCUGAUGGGAGCCAGGAUCAUCACAAGAAAUUGAAGAUGGACACCCCUACUACCUUAGAUGAACAUUCCCAGCAGGUCUCACAACCCAGCUGGCUCAGCAUCUCAAGGAAUACCAAUAACUUUUACUUGACUGAUGAGAGGUUUGGUGAUUUAUUUCCUAAAUACUGGAGCCCUUCACCAAUUGAAUUCCUAUACCAAAAGACCCCUUCAUCUCCCCCAAACCUCCCCCAAACCUUAGAAAAUAACACUGAGGAUGAUAUAGCCCUUGCUAUGGAAGAUCCAGAGGCAACUUUGGGGCAGGACAGAGAACUUGAUAAGGAGGUAGAAUUCACAGAAUUGAGUCUUUCUCCAAAGAUAAAAAUGGAAGAGCCUGAGAAUUCCGAGGCUUUAUCAUACUCUCAGGAAAACCCAUUCCAAACCUGUUCCAGCAGCCACCUUUCAGAAUCAUCAGAUGAUCUGAGUGAGGAGGCUCUGCAGCUGGACUCAGACCCUGAGGAAGCUUUGGUGACAUUGGAGGAGCUGUUCCAAAACAUGACAGGUCCUGGUCAGCAGAUGGCAACACCAGCACAGGAGGCCCAUAACUCGUUUUUUCUUCAGCUUGACCCCAGAACUCCAGAUGAAUAUGUCAAUAGUUUAGAUUACUUGCUACAGGAGAAGAAGAAUCAAACCCUGGGAAGAGAAGAAUGGGAAAAGCCGCUUUCUGGAGAUGACCAUAGCCUUGAUUCUCUGGAGAACGCUGGAGAUGAUUUUGGAAUGCUUACACAUGAGCAUAGGCUGCUAGUGGAGAAAUUCUGUGUGAAGCUAUAUAUGAUCCCAAAUCUUCAUCCAGGUGAGGUUGUGUUUUUAUCACAGAACCACUUCCUGUCCUGUACCCUGGACUGUACCAAUCUGGUACCUCAGAACAGUCUGGAAGAACUCUUCUUCAGCUUCACAUUUGCACAGCAGGUAUCCUUCCUACAAAGAGGGCUCCUUGGUUAUCUCUAUUUCCAAACUCCCAGCUGCCCUGUCCCAGUUCUCCAGUGGCUAUUUCAGCUACUGACAUGGCCGAUAGAGACGUCAGCGGGAGCCUUCCGAGUCCUGUGGGAUCUCUACAUGUAUGGAAUCUUCCGACAAGCUGGUGGAGAUAGUACCUAUGUGUGGUACCCGAAACUACAGGAGAUUAUCAUGGCCUUUCAGAGCCUGGGAGCAAGAGGCCCUAACUUAUAUCCUAAAGCAUCUCUUCAGGCUAAACUUUCUGUUCAUGAUAAGAGGCUAUUUGAGACUGAUGAUGACAUGAGUUCAAGAGAACAAAAGGCCUCCACACCAGAUACUGAGCUGGAAACUAGCCUUAGCUACAUCUGUAAGUUCCUGACAUUGUGUAUCAUGACCCGGCGGAGUGCUUACACGGAUGGGGAGCUGCUCAGCCUGAUGUACCUGCUAUGCCGAGCCAGUCUGGACAGACAGUUGCGGCUGCUUCCCAGUGCUGACCUUCAGCAGCUCUUGCUCAUGUUACUGGAGGACGUUAAAGACUGGUCAGAGAAGCUCCCAGAACUCUGCUGCAUGUUGAGCUUGGUGUCUGAUCACCAUCACAACCUGCUGGCUGCAGUGCAGCUUGUCCUGGACGUUACUACCCGUGGCAGGCAGCUUCGAGGUCAACUCAGCCUUGUAAUCAUUGCCCGGCUAUUGGGACAGACAGAAGUUCUCACCCUCUGGAAGGAGAAGACCCAGCUCUCCCUGCUCUGCUACCUCCUGGGCCUCAUGAAACCAUCUUCCUUAGGGCAACACUUGACCACCUGCUCCUCAGCCUUGCAAAACCAGAAGCAACAGCUAGAAGUUAACACGGAGCUAGAUCAAGAGGUCUGCUAUCUGUGCCAUAGCCUCCUGACGAUGGCUGGCAUGGUGGUUGGCAGUCAGAGCAUCACUACAGAUAAAUGGGGUGAGCUGCAACAGCUGUGUGUGCAGUUGGAGAGACAGGUCACCACGCACAUCCACGAGAGCCCGCAGGCCAUGUAUCGGACCAAACUCAAGGACCUGGCAGCCCAGACCUACAUCCGCUGGCAGGAGCUCCUGACCCAGUGCAGGCCCCAGGACCAAUACUACAACCCUUGAAAAGAGACCUACAGGGGAGCUGGGAUGGAGCUGACUGGAGCUUUUUGGCAUAGGCAGGACGACUAACAGAGGAAUUGACUCAAGGAAAAUAAAGGAGGCGAGGGGAAAAUUGGGAACCAGAAGAGGAAGGGGAUCCCAGCCCUAUGGAGUGAGCAUCUGCAGCUUCAGCUAAUAACCAUGUCUCUGACAUGCAUCAAGGAACUCUGCCUCCCACUCCUCUAGCCCAGCUUCUCUUAUAACUCAGUCUUCUCCUGUUUGUCCACGUUUACCUUUUUCAGUCCUUCCCAGGACCCUGUUCAUAUCCAUCCCAGUUUUUAAUGUGUUCUGUUUGAGAUUAGGUUCCUGUUUGCACUUUAAAGUCUUAUUUCAGCA